UGCGCCCACCCUCUUGAACUCUGCAGUUGGGUCAUGAAUCUUUGAUUCUCGAAUAUACUCCCGCGAGGGCCUGGGAUCAAAUAUAGAAAUGAGUAGCAGGUCAUAGGUGCUCAUCCCACCUGCCCCUCCUGGUUGGAAAUGCUCACUGUAUUUGAAGGUCAGCAGUGCCGAAUUAUUGCCAAGGAAUCAUUUUUUUCACUAUCCCCCAACUAUCAUCAGUAACGCAGUGGGAUCGCAAUUCCUGGACUCUGUAUAGAAGAAGACGAAGAAGCAGAAGAAGAAGCAGAAGAAGAAGAAGAUUACCUAGCACUGGUUUGAUGGUUCCAUUAUUGCGCUAGAACGCUGAGUAGUGGAGGUUGGUGAGGGAAUUUGGAGUAAGGAAGGAAGCGGAGGAGGAGAGGUUGGGAGCCAGGGGAAGGUGGAGAUAUGGGCAGUAAUAUGGGCGAUGAGGAGCAUGUUUCCGUGGACGAGGCUUGCGAGGAAGCGGAGGAAGCUUUGAAGCUCUUCCUCCAAGGCAAAUUCGAUGAAGCGGAAGCAUUCGUCGAGGAGAGAGUCAGAACGAGAGAAAGGGAUCCUGAGGUGGUGCCGAUCUUCACGCACUGCCAUGCAGUCAUCCUGUUUGCAAAGGCUGGCAUUACAGGCACCGAAGAGGACAGGAAGCAAGCCAUGGAGAUGCUGAAAGAGGCGGCCGCGAAGGCGAGGGAGCACAUACCAAAACAAGGCUGGGUUUCCUGGGGUAUGGGCUAUUUUAGUUCUCCCAAGGUUCAAGAAAUCACCGAAGAGGAGCUUUCUUGUCGGAUUAUUGAAGCGGAAUCUACUUACCUAUCAGCCAUCCUUUGCUUCUUUGAGGAGUCAAUGGCCGCUUUUUUUAGGGCAGCCUUGCUGACACGAACUGCUAUUGGAGGUUACAGACACUGCCAUAGCAUCUUAAAAAGUCAGCAAGCUGGGAGCAGGAGUAAGCACAAUGUAGGAGCCGUGAAGCUUGGCUUCGGCGGAUUCAGUUUGGCUAUCUCAUUGUUACCUCCCAGGGUGUUGAGACUUCUCUCUGUGCUGGGUUUCCCUUGUGAUCGUGCCGCUGGCUUAGAUUCCAUUGAUCAAUGUCUCCAAGGCGGUGGUCUUCGAGCUCCUGUAGGUGGCGUACUGCUGCUAUCAUAUCAUGUGAUCCUGCCCUCUUUUUUCUCCAUUCCUCAGGAAAGGGAGGAACAUAUUGCCAGUGCUGAGCGAGUUCUUGACAUUCUACAAACAAAUUUUCCCGACAGUUUUUUUCUCAGCUUUUACAAGGGUCGUCUGGAAAGACUUCAACGGAACCUGACAGGUUCUUAUGAAUCUUUUCAGAAACUCGAGAAGGGACUCAACUUAACAACAGAUUCGAAGUUCUUUAAACUUCGACAUGCAUGGGUUUAUGAAUUAGGACUAAGUCACAUGUUGCAAUUAGAGUGGCAAGCUGCAGAAAAAUUCUGGGAAGAACUGGAACAAGACAGUGUUUGGUCCAAGGCAUUCUUUGCUUACUUACAUGGCGUGUGUCUUGCUAUGAGUGGAGAACCUAAGGCCGCUGCUUUGAGGUUUGGUAAGGUGCAUGGGCUCAUGCGCGGAACAAUUUCUGGGCGAGUGUUGGCUGAGGAACAGUAUGCCCUGAGGAAAGUGAAGGAUCAUGCAUUGGACACAGAGGAGGGAGUAAAAGGUCUUCAGGGACAAAUUUGUGGAGUGGAGUUUCUCUAUUUAUGGAACUCUUUUCCCCAGAUGCCAGCAGCAAAGCUGGAGGGAAUUUUACACAUUGUCGAAGAGGCGGAGACACGAUUGAACGCGCAAAAGUAUGAAGGCUCGGGUGACGAAAAAGGCUCUGAAGACCUCUCGGAGGACGAUGAAGAGGAAACCCCAGAAGAUGAGCAUGCUUUGUGCAAUCUCAUUAAAGGCACGGCUUUACGGGAGCUUGGGAAACUGGAUGAGGCUCGUAUUUCUCUCGAGUUUGUGAGGGAGACAACAUGUUACGUGCAGACAGAACUUUUCUUAAUUCCUAUGGCAGCAUAUGAGCGUGCAUUACUGCUCAUAAUCCAACAUACACAGCGAGCUAGUCAUGAUGCAAGCCGCGCCAGCGACUUUGACCUUUUGCUUGAGGCAAAGAAGGAACUCGCCUUGGCAGAAGGCUUCAAGCAAGACUUCAACUUCCUGUGGCGUCUACUGGGACGAGUCCAUGCCGCCCGUGGAGCCAUUCAGAACCUCAUGGGGGAAGAAAGAAGUACUACUGUUGAAGCAAAUGGUGAAGAGUGGAAGGACUCGGAGGAAAACGUUGAAGGAGCUCCCAGCAGUGACAUUUUCUUCGAUGCGUUGUAGCCCAUAAUGAUUUAAUGAUUUCGAUUUCAUGAGUUGUUAUCUGUUAACCCUUUUAGACUGCCAGGCCAUGACGGCUUCUGGUUGUACACAUCUGGACUCAAUAGCACCAAAUCUAUUUUCUCAUC
This is a messenger RNA of Physcomitrium patens, 2456 nucleotides long. RefSeq lists its product as uncharacterized. The record is from RefSeq and is a predicted model, not a curated record. NCBI's taxonomy places the organism in Eukaryota, Viridiplantae, Streptophyta, Bryopsida, Funariales, Funariaceae.